AUGGUCACCGCCGGAAGCCUUCACUUCCUUGCAUCUGCAGCAAAUCGGCUUCUUAUCGAUCUACUUCCUGGAUCGGUUUGGACGGCAAAAGCACUUGAUUCGGGGAUUAUCCAGGCGUUUUUCAAGGGACACCCCAGCCUAUUCCAGCGCGACCAUAUUCCAACCGUGAAAGAUGAUCAAAAGCUCUCUUUCGCAGGAACCACAGUGAUGGACCACGUCUCCAGGUUCCUACUGCAUUCUCCAGUCUUACACGCGUUCUUGCGCGUCGUACACAGAAUUGAGGCAUCGGAGACUUUGGAAAAGGAGAUGAAGGGAAAAUCGAACUUGAUUUGGAAGUCUUGGGAAAGGUGCAAGAAAAAAGCGAUAGUGAUUCAAGAUUUUCGUCGGGAACUGAAAGCAAAACCGUUCAUAUUCUGUACCUACCAACAGUGUCCUCUCCGGGAAGUUCCCCCCACCACGAGCCUCGAAUGGCGUGACAACCAUCGAGAGUUUUGCCGCAUGAAGGAUAUAGUUUCAAUGAAAAUCACCGACUACGACUUGAAAUUCUUUACAGAAUGGAUAUUCGGAUUCCUCUCCACACACUCUGGUACUGUCAAAGAGAUGGUAAACAACGCUAUUCUGAACAUGUUCAAUCGUCCAGACAACGAGCUCUCAACUAACGAGAGGCUCAUGAAAACCGGAUCAAGAAAUCCUAUAUUUUAUCUCAACUUCGACACACCAUCUCCUCUCAUGCCAGAAAACUGCUUCCAAGUCAUAAUUGACAUGAACGCAUGGCUCAAACGGGUUCCUUUCUUAUUGAAGCCAUCUGCCACAACUGUGGUGAUCGAGUGGCAGGCACUGCCAGCACAUGGGCUGGCCACCGUAUUUGCAAUUUUCCCAGGACAGGAUCGCAUACCUUACUUCGUAAAAGAGACGGUGGAACUCGUACGGAAGCAUGUACCCGUCUCGGGAGCAGGGACUGCCGAAAGAUGCAUCGCUAUGUAG
This is a messenger RNA of Marasmius oreades (fairy-ring Marasmius), 984 nucleotides long. RefSeq lists its product as uncharacterized. The transcript is spliced from 4 exons. NCBI's taxonomy places the organism in Eukaryota, Fungi, Basidiomycota, Agaricomycetes, Agaricales, Marasmiaceae. Bases 1 to 984 code for a protein of 327 amino acids. The record is from RefSeq and is a predicted model, not a curated record.